Candoia aspera is the source of this 1365-nucleotide messenger RNA. It is a transcript of the gene GJB6, whose product is annotated as gap junction protein beta 6. Lineage: Eukaryota; Metazoa; Chordata; Lepidosauria; Squamata; Candoiidae. Gene Ontology annotation, molecular function: gap junction channel activity. Gene Ontology annotation, biological process: cell-cell signaling; gap junction-mediated intercellular transport. Gene Ontology annotation, cellular component: connexin complex. The transcript has a single exon. The record is from RefSeq and is a predicted model, not a curated record. The coding region runs from base 19 to 807 and encodes 262 amino acids.
CCAAACUCAGACGAUACAAUGGACUGGGGAAUGCUGCAGUCUGUUUUAGGAGGAGUGAACAAGCACUCCACCAGCAUUGGGAAGAUCUGGCUGACUGUUCUUUUCAUCUUCCGUAUUAUGAUCCUUGUCGUUGCUGCACAGGAAGUUUGGGGUGAUGAGCAAGAUGAUUUUGUCUGCAAUACUUUGCAACCAGGAUGCAAAAAUGUCUGCUACGAUUAUUUUUUCCCAGUUUCUCACAUCCGACUCUGGGCCCUCCAGCUCAUUUUUGUCUCAACUCCUGCGCUUUUGGUGGCCAUGCAUGUUGCAUAUAGAAGGCAUGAAAAGAAAAAAAAGUUCCAAAGGGGAAAUAAAAACAGUGAAUACAAGGACAUAGAAGAAAUAAAGAGACAGAGAUUCCACAUUGAGGGUCCCUUAUGGUGGACAUACACUGCCAGCAUCUUCUUCAGGCUGAUAUUUGAAGCUUCUUUCAUGUAUGUAUUUUACUAUAUGUACCAGGGGUAUCACAUGCCUCGCCUACUGAAAUGUAGCAUUUGGCCAUGUCCCAACAUAGUGGAUUGUUUUGUUUCCCGACCCACUGAAAAGACAGUCUUCACCAUUUUCAUGAUUGCAGUGUCUGGCAUUUGCAUUCUACUAAAUGUAGCAGAAUUCUCCUAUUUGUUGCUGAAGUUCUGUGUUAGAAGGUCCAGAAGAGCAAGAACACGCCAAAAUCAUCCCAACCAGAACAAAGAAGAAAGCAAACAAAAUGAAAUGAAUGAGCUUAUAUCAGAUAGCUGCCAGAAUACAGUAACAGGGUUUACAAACAGCUAGAGUGAUCACAAAUCUAGCAUGCAUUUGAUGUAGAGUAACUGAAUGACCAUGUUCAUAAAGCUGCUAUGAAAGUGGUUGGAUUUAACUAAGCAAUAAAGUAAGAGGGUAAACAGGAGUAUUACUACAUGUUGGAGUUAGACAUGUAUUUUUAAGGUCAAUAGUGGUAUAAGGAUGUAAAAAAUACUGAAGAUUUCAGAUGAUGUGAUGUACUUUAUGUAUAACUUUACCAAAUCUAUUUUGAUUUGUUAAAGAGUAAUCCUAGUUAGUGCCUUCAUACUGAAACUGUUCCUUAGACUAAUGAGAUGGAAUUCGCUGCCUUACUGAUUAAAUACUGUUAGUAUCACAAGCCACUUUUCCACUUAAUAGCUGUUUUAAAAUUGUGAGUUUGCAUCUACAGUAAAUUAACAUAUUUUUCUAAGGACUGAUAUUCCAUAUUGCUUGAUGUUAAGAUGUAUGACUAAUUAAUAUCUCUUUAUUAUUAUUAUUUCCUUAAAUGAGCAAAUGCUAAUGUCUUCAUUGUAAUAUGGUUAGAAAUUAAACAUUUAAAGCCACAAGCAA